AUGGCGGCUACUGAAAAUCCCGUGCUCGAUGUAGAGAGGCACAUAAAGUACUGGAAACGCUGUCACGGUAGCUUUCUGCCCGCCCCAUACACCAGCAACGACUCGAUCCGCCUCACGCUCGCGUGCUUUAUCGUCUCGUCACUGGACCUGCUGCGGUCGCCGCUCACGUCGCAGGAACGCGCAGCAAUCAGGGCGUGGGUACUCAGCCUGCAGCACCACGACGGAGGCUUCUGCGGCAGCGCGACACACGCCCCGUCGGGUGACUCGACCGGCGACGCCAACCUCGCCGCCACCUUCUUUGCCCUCGUGCUCCUCGCGCUGACAGCCGUUGGCACGGGAUCUGAACAAGAUGAGAGUAACGCGUUUGCAGGCGUCAGGAGAAAACGGCUCCUGCUUUGGCUGAAGCGGCUGCAGAGGGAAGAGGAUGGAGCCGUGGCGCAGAUGCUCUGGGAUGGUCAGCCGGUGGGCGGGCAUGAUGUCCGGAACAGCUAUAUGGCAACGGGGAUUCGCUGGAUGCUGAGAGGUGAUCUGGAAAAGGGAGACGAGUGUUGGGUGGAAGAUCUAGACCUGGAAAGACUGGUCGAGUUCAUCUCCAAGACCCAAACGCAUGACGGGGGAGGCUAUACAUUCUGCGCACUGGCCGCGCUGGGCCUGCUAUCGCGACCCUCCAAGGCGGGCCAGAGAACUGAAGCAGCAGACAAGCACAUACCGGAUACUGCACAGCUUCUCAAGUUUCUGGCGCAUCGGCAAUUUGUAUACCACGCGGAGGAUGAAAUGGACCAGGACGAAGACGAGGAAAACUACGUCGAAAAGGAGCUUGCGCAGCUCCAGCUGGACCAGCCGCCUGCCUUGGUUGGCUGCAACGGCCGCUGGAACAAGAAGGCAGACACCUGCUACUUUUGGUGGGCCGGAGGUGCUUUAUCGCUCCUUGGUCAAGAGUCGAUGCUGCACCAAGAGGCGGCCUGCAGUUACUUAACAAGCAUCACGCAGCACCGUAUUGGAGGUUUCGGAAAGACGACGGGUGCACCACCUGAUAUUUACCACUCGUAUCUAGGUCUCGCGGCCAUGGCGGUCCUGGGUGAACCUAACCUCAAGGAACUGGAUGCCGAGCUCUGUUGUAGCGUGGAAGUGGCAGCUUGUAUUGCCAAAGCUCGCGACGGGCUGUUGGCAGCGGAAAAGGCGAGCGUCGCAUCGAGAUGGGAAAAUGACGGAUUCUGGUCACCCAAGAACGACCAAUAA
Molecule: messenger RNA, 1239 nt
Organism: Cordyceps fumosorosea ARSEF 2679
Lineage: Eukaryota; Fungi; Ascomycota; Sordariomycetes; Hypocreales; Cordycipitaceae
Product: Terpenoid cylases/protein prenyltransferase alpha-alpha toroid
Exons: 3
Coding region: 1-1239 (412 amino acids)
Biological process (GO): protein geranylgeranylation
Cellular component (GO): CAAX-protein geranylgeranyltransferase complex
Molecular function (GO): CAAX-protein geranylgeranyltransferase activity
Source: RefSeq, a predicted model, not a curated record